GCGGCGGCAGCGGCAGCAAUGGCGGCGCGAGCGGCGGGCGGGAGGAACCGCGGCGGCGUCCAGCGCGUCGAAGGGAAGCUCCGCGCCAGUGUGGAGAAGGGGGAUUAUUACGAGGCGCACCAAAUGUACCGGACGCUCUUCUUCAGGUACAUGUCCCAAGGCAAACACGUGGAAGCCAGAGAACUAAUGUAUUCCGGGGCACUGCUGUUCUUCAGUCACAAUCAGCAAAACAGUGCCGCUGAUCUGUCCAUGCUAGUCUUAGAGUCGCUGGAGAAAUCAGAUGCGAAAGUGACCGAUGAGCUGUUAGAAAACCUGGCUAAAGUGUUCAGCCUGAUGGACCCCAACUCACCCGAAAGGGUCGCUUUCGUGUCCAGGGCCCUGAAGUGGUCCAGCGGAGGGUCAGGGAAACUGGGGCAUCCAAAAUUACAUCAGCUACUCGCCAUCACGUUGUGGAAAGAGCAAAACUACUGCGAAUCCCGGUAUCACUUCUUGCACUCCACGGACGGAGAAGGAUGCGCGAACAUGCUGGUGGAAUAUUCCUCUUCCCGCGGGUACCGCAGCGAGGCGGACAUGUUUGUCGCUCAGGCGGUCUUACAAUUUCUCUGCUUGAAAAACAAAACCAGCGCGCUAGUGGUUUUCACGACCUACACCCAGAAGCACCCUUCCAUAGAAAGGGGGCCCCCUUUUGUCCAGCCCCUGCUGAACUUCAUUUGGUUUCUGCUGCUGGCAGUGGACGGAGGAAAGCUAACGGUGUUUACAGUAUUGUGUGAACAGUAUCAGCCUUCGCUGAAGAGGGAUCCCAUGUAUAAUGAAUACCUAGACAGAAUAGGACAGCUCUUCUUCGGCGUACCCCCCAAACAAACGUCAUCCUACGGAGGAUUGCUAGGCAAUCUUUUAAACAGCCUGAUGGUAGCCGGAGAGGAGGAGGACACGGAAGACGGGCAGGAGGACAGCAGCCCCAUCGAGCUCGAUUGAUGUCUUCCAGAGCUGCCGGGAAUCUCGA
Messenger RNA from Euleptes europaea (tarantolino), 1003 nucleotides. RefSeq names its product guided entry of tail-anchored proteins factor 4 (gene GET4). Gene Ontology annotation, molecular function: protein binding. NCBI's taxonomy places the organism in Eukaryota, Metazoa, Chordata, Lepidosauria, Squamata, Sphaerodactylidae. Gene Ontology annotation, cellular component: BAT3 complex; cytosol. Gene Ontology annotation, biological process: protein insertion into ER membrane. The record is from RefSeq and is a predicted model, not a curated record.